Messenger RNA from Micromonas commoda, 2013 nucleotides. RefSeq lists its product with no specific name. Gene Ontology annotation, biological process: proteolysis. Gene Ontology annotation, molecular function: metalloendopeptidase activity. Lineage: Eukaryota; Viridiplantae; Chlorophyta; Mamiellophyceae; Mamiellales; Mamiellaceae. The transcript has a single exon. The coding region runs from base 1 to 2013 and encodes 670 amino acids. The record is from RefSeq and is a predicted model, not a curated record.
AUGCCGGCGAUGUCCACGCCGCGUGUCGCGCUCGCGUUUUUGUUGGCGUGCAUACUGACCGUAUGCCAAGGCAUCGACGUGGCUCCUUCGUCGCCCAGGGCGCAACGUCUCCGAGAGGUUCGUCGUCGUGGCCGUGAGGUCACUGCGGAAUCGCGGAACCUGGUGUCGGAAAGGGAUAGCGGGAAGCACCCCAAGACCCUUCGGUUCACCCUCCACGCAUUCGAAGAGCAGUUUGACAUCCAUCUGGAGCGCAACGAUGCGCUGUUCCAUCAGGACUACCGCGAGACGGUGUAUCAGGCGGACGGCUCGCUCGCGGACGCGCCCGUUUCGAGCGUGAACUGCCACUACCACGGUCGCGUUAAAGACGCCGAUGGCUGGUCCGCGGUCGCGAUGACGCUGUGCGAAGGCAUGCGCGGGCACAUCAUGGUCGACGGGCAUCGCAUCACGCUCGAUCCCGCGGGGUCGAAUCACGACGGAGACCACGUCGCAACCGCCCGAAUCCACGGCGACGACGAGGAACCCGAGGUGGAUGUUGAUCACAUCAUCUCUGCCAGAGGCGACAACGGCAACAGGUUUUCCUUUGUCGAUAACUUGGCUCACAUCGCAGGUCAAAAUCCAGCGUUCGCGUCCAUCGCACGUCGCAGGCUGAACGCGGCAUACGCGGUCGGCACAAACGCCAAGAUGGAGAUGGUCGUCGUCAAUGACUUGAACCGUGUGAACAUGUACAAGGCUGGCGCGAGGUCGACAAACGAUGGAUCUAUGAGGGCUACAGGCAAGACAAAGGAAGAGCUCUUUGCAAUGAACGCCACUACGCCGAGUAAUGACGCGCUGAGCGCGUUGCAAGCGGACAACGUCAUGAUGUUCAAUGUGGUAAACUUGAUUUUCUUGGAGCUGUCCUCGCCCCGACUCGAGAUCAUCCUCAGGCAGCAGAUAUCGUUCACGACGACCGAGCCAGAUGAAAUCAGGAACGCGUGCAUUGAUGGUUGCCUUGGCGAAGUCAACAAGUGGUGGAUGUCCUAUGCGAGAGAAAACAGCAUCCCUCACGACGCCAUGCAUUUCCUUCAGGGAAAUAUAGUGUCUAAAUAUGCUGGAGUCGCCUACAUGAGAUCGGUUUGUAGUCCAAGAUAUUCUGCCUCCGUGACUGUUUCGGCGGGCAAAAAUGGCGACGGUCUCUUUUUCCUGGGUGUAACGUGGAAUGACAUCACGACCAUAGCGCACGAGGUCGGACAUCAGGUCGGGUUCCCUCACGAUCACGACGAAGGUGGAAACAUUGCCGGCUUGAGCUGCAUACAGGAUCAAAAAUUACCGGGUCUCCCUAUCAUGCAUUACGGCUCCAAUUGGGGAAAUUCUGAUUGCUUCUACGAUUACAACAAAACCGGCGACAAAAACGUCACAGACUGUUGGUCUCCAUGCUCAAGAGCGUGGUACGAUUACUACAUGAGCCGUCACAGUUUCUGGUGCCUGAACUACGACAACGUCUGCCUCAACAUCUCGGGCACUAUGGACUGUUUUGCCGGCGGACCACCGGCGCCGCCUUCCCCACCGCCCUCGCCGCCGCCGCCUCCGCCGGAGGUGUGGAUCGAACAGCCGGAGAACAUCGCCAUCGUCUCGGUCUCUACCAUCGCCUUUGCCGCGCUCCUAGCCGGCGCCGGGUACAUCAUGUACCGACGCCGAAAGCAAGGAAAGAAGAUGAUCCCUCCUUUGCCGAAGUGGAUGAAACUGCCUCCUUUGCCAAAGUGGAUGAAAGAUUGGAAAUGGCGGAGGGGCGCAAAGGUGGGCGUCGCCCAGGCAAACGCAACCUCGCCGAAGAGGAGCACCGAUCCCAGCACAAAGCGCCAGACCAAGUCUUCCGGGAGCAAGCGCCCGUGGAAGUUGAAAUUCAAAUUACCGUCGAUGGGACCGUGCCUCGCGUCUUGCAAGUCGGCGGCUGUCGUCGUCAAGAACGCCGGGGUGCAGAAGAAGAAGGCCAAGGUGAAGAAAAACAAGGUUGUUCCAAAGCGGCCCCCGGUGUGA